This is a messenger RNA of Miscanthus lutarioriparius, 1878 nucleotides long. The record is from the annotation of a GenBank genome assembly. NCBI's taxonomy places the organism in Eukaryota, Viridiplantae, Streptophyta, Magnoliopsida, Poales, Poaceae.
AUGGCCGACCGGUUCGGGUGGUGCACGUGGGACGCCUUCUACCUCACCGUCGACCCGGCGGGAGUCUGGCAGGGCGUGUCAGAGUUCGCCGACGCCGGCGUGCCCCCGCGGUUCCUCGUCAUCGACGACGGAUGGCAGAGCCUGAACCGCGACGAUGACCCGCCGCACCAGGACGCGCCGGGACUCGUGCUCGGCGGCGAACAGAUGACCGCGCGCCUGUACCGCUUCGACGAGUGCCCGCGCUUCCGCGGGUACAGGGAGGGCGCCCUGAUCCGCCGCCCGCCGGAACUGUUCUACGACGCGAGCAUGCCCAAGGCCAUCGUGCGCAAGGCCAGGGAGAUCGAGAACGCCGGGAAGGCGAAGAAGAAGGCGGCGCAGGGUGGCGCCACCGAUCUCUCCAGCUUUGACGCCAAGAUCGCGCAGCGCCUGCGACGGCCACGGCGAAUUGCGCUUGAAGGCGUUCCUGAAGGACAUGAGGCGCAGGCGCUGUGCGGCGCGUGGGGCGGGGUGCGCCCCGGAGCGACGCACCUGGACGCGCGAGUCGUGCCGGCGCGGCCGUCGCCAGGGCUGGCAGGCACCAUGGACGACCUCGCCGUGGACCGCAUCCUCGAGGGCGGUAUCGGGCUGGUGCGCCCCGACCAGGCCGGCGACCUCUACGAGUCAAUGCACUCGUACCUCGCCAGCGCGGGCGUCACCGGCGUCAAAGUCGACGUCGUGCAGAUGCUGGAGUACGUCUGCGAGGAGCACGGCGGGCACGUUGAGGUCGCCAAAGCCUACUACGACGACCUGUCCAGUGCCGGAGUGAAGGAAGAACCGGAGCAGGGAGGCGUAGCCCACGCCCACGGCGGCGGAGGAUCACACGAAGAAGCCGCGGCGGCCGAGCAGGCAAGCCAAGCCUUGGAGCGGCCGCGGAUCACCAUCAGCGUCGACGUGAGCCUGCUCCACUGCGCCGUCGCCGAGUGCCACCGCCCCCUCAAGCCUCCCGUAGUCAAGAUAGGAAUGGGCGGCCAGAUUUCCAGCAACCGUAGAGAGAAGUUCUCUGGCCAACUGCAGAUGAUCUCAUUCCCGGACUGGGACAUGUUCCAGUCCGACCACGCUCGCCGCGCCUUCCACGCCAGCGUCCGGGCCCAUCUGCGGCGGCCCGUCUUCACGUCGGCGACUUCCUCAGCAGCCACGACUUCGCCUUUGCUCAGCGGCUCGUCUUCCCCGACGGCACCGUGCCCAGGUGCCUGCACUAUGCUCUCCCCACCAGACCGCCUCUUCAAAAAUCCGCUCUUUGAUCAGCAGGCUGUCCUCAAGAUUUGGAACCUGAACAAGUUUGGAGGGGUCAACUGCCAGGGAGCAGGGUGGGACCCGGUGGAGCACCGUGUCCGAGGCUACUCACACUGCUACAAGCCAGUCUCCGGCAAUGUCCAGCCUGCCGACGUUGAGUGGGGCCAGAGGGAAGACACGUCGGCCAUGGUAAAAGCUGCAUCAUACGCAGUCUACCGAUGCCAAACCGAGGAGUUCCUCCUGAUGACACCAGGUUCAGAACCCAUCCAGUUCACCCUCCAGCCAUCGUCCUUUGAGCUCUUCACGUUUGCUCCGGUCACAACCAUCGUCGGUGGUGCCGCCAAAGCAUGCUUUGCGCCGAUCGGGCUGGUUGACUUGCUAAACUGUGGAGGCGCCAUCGUUGAUGUUGAGCACAGCAGUGGAAGCGAGGUGAGGGUGAAGGUGAAGGGUGGAGGACGGCUGCUGGUGUACUCUGAUGUGGAACCAAAGAAGAGCCUGGUGGAUGGCUGUGAGGCUGAAUUUGAAUGGGAAAAUGGCGGGAAGCUGUUGGUCGAUGUGACGUGGAACCAGAAGGAUGGUGUCUCUGAUGUGGUCUUCUUUUUCUAG